GCCCCCAGGGGCUCCCGGCGCCGUUCAGCGCACGUCCCAGGCCUGCGGCGGAUCUCGCGGAACUGGAACCCACGGUCACACUGCAAACAGGGCGCCGGGCUCAGAGAGGGGAAUUCGCGACGGCCACGCUUCCUCCUGUCGGGGCCGCGGCGCGCCGCCCGGCCGCGCCCCCAGCCGCGGGGACCCAGCUCCCGCCCCCGCCGCCAGCGCAGGCCCCGCUGCCGGGACUUCCGGGUCUCGGGGCGCUCUGCGCACGCGCGGGCGCCAUAUUGGCAGCGGCCACUCGGAGUUGGUAGUGGCGGCGGCGGCGGCGGGUUGUGUCCCGCGAGGAGAGUGUCCUUGUAGGUCUCCACUCUUCCGCGUGUCCCUCUGGAAUUUUACAAAGUUCAGAAAACAUGUCUCGAAGAUAUGACUCCCGGACCACUAUAUUUUCUCCGGAAGGUCGCUUGUACCAAGUUGAGUAUGCCAUGGAGGCUAUUGGACAUGCAGGCACCUGCUUGGGAAUUUUAGCCAACGAUGGUGUUUUGCUUGCUGCAGAGAGACGCAACAUCCACAAGCUUCUGGAUGAAGUUUUUUUCUCUGAAAAAAUUUACAAACUGAAUGAGGACAUGGCUUGCAGUGUGGCAGGCAUAACUUCUGAUGCUAAUGUUCUGACUAAUGAACUGAGGCUCAUUGCACAGAGGUAUUUGUUACAGUAUCAGGAGCCAAUUCCUUGUGAGCAGUUGGUCACGGCACUUUGUGAUAUCAAACAAGCUUAUACACAGUUUGGAGGAAAACGUCCCUUCGGCGUGUCCCUGCUUUACAUCGGCUGGGAUAAGCACUACGGUUUUCAGCUCUACCAGAGUGACCCCAGCGGGAAUUACGGAGGAUGGAAAGCCACAUGCAUUGGAAAUAAUAGUGCUGCAGCUGUGUCAAUGUUAAAACAAGACUACAAAGAAGGAGAAAUGACUUUGAAGUCAGCACUUGCUUUAGCUAUCAAAGUCCUAAAUAAGACCAUGGAUGUGAGUAAACUCUCUGCUGAAAAAGUGGAAAUCGCCACCCUAACAAGAGAGAACGGGAAGACGGUCAUCAGAGUCCUCAAACAGAAAGAGGUGGAGCAGUUGAUCAAAAACCACGAAGAAGAAGAAGCUAAAGCUGAGCGCGAGAAGAAAGAAAAAGAACAGAAAGAAAAGGAAAAAUAGAAGGAAGGACCAUGGGUUUUGUAACUCAGCUGGGGCCAUUUCAGUGUCCGUGCUGUCCUUUUCACCCUCGAAAGCUCUGACUUGUUUCGGCUUGUGUGGUGGGAGACCAGGAUGGCGCCAGCUCGCUUGGGUCCUUGCUGUCUCUGUCCACUCAGAUCUUGUAUUGACGAUUACUCGUCACGGACGCCCCAAUCCCUCCACCCUUGUUUUGGGGAAUAAAACUUGGAAAGAAUGGAAA
Molecule: messenger RNA, 1419 nt
Organism: Leopardus geoffroyi (Geoffroy's cat)
Lineage: Eukaryota; Metazoa; Chordata; Mammalia; Carnivora; Felidae
Gene: PSMA4
Product: proteasome 20S subunit alpha 4
Exons: 9
Coding region: 396-1181 (261 amino acids)
Biological process (GO): ubiquitin-dependent protein catabolic process
Cellular component (GO): cytosol; proteasome core complex, alpha-subunit complex; nucleus
Source: RefSeq, a predicted model, not a curated record